Messenger RNA from Postia placenta MAD-698-R-SB12, 1278 nucleotides. RefSeq lists its product as hypothetical. Gene Ontology annotation, cellular component: nucleus; SWI/SNF complex. Gene Ontology annotation, biological process: regulation of transcription by RNA polymerase II. The coding region runs from base 1 to 1161 and encodes 386 amino acids. Lineage: Eukaryota; Fungi; Basidiomycota; Agaricomycetes; Polyporales; Adustoporiaceae. The transcript has 7 exons. The record is from RefSeq and is a predicted model, not a curated record.
AUGUAUCGGCAGCUCCUCGAUAUGGAGCGACGCCUCGACUGGACUAUCACGCGCAAACGCGUCGAAGUCCAAGAUGCGCUACAACGAAUCACUCCAACAAUACGAACUUUACGCAUAUUCUUGAGCCACACGGUUUCAGGGCAGACUUGGCAGCAACCUGUUACUGCAAGCGUAGGAGAGGGGGAAGCGGGGAAGGUGGAACAUGACUCAGGGGACGGUAUUCCCGCGUGGCAGUUAAGGAUCGAUGGACGGCUACUCGAGCCACCAAACCAACGAUCGAAAGACCGUAACCCCCCACGCAAAUUCUCAACAUUAAUCAAACAGAUGGUUGUAGAGCUAGACAGGGAUGCUGCGUUAUACCCAGAUGGAAAUAUUGUGGAGGCGAGUCUUCGUGGCUCUCCUAAUCAACCACAAUUAGACGGAUUUACGAUCCGACGAAAGGGCGAUACACCAACCAAGAUCCGGGUUUUGCUGUAUUUGGACCAGCAACCGGAGCAAUAUAAGAUCCAUCCGGACCUCGGGAACCUCUUGGGUGUCAGGGAAGAGAGUCGGACCGGCGUGGUCCAGGCACUCUGGAACUAUAUCAAGGUGCAGGGUCUGCAGGACAAAGUGGACCGCCGUAUGGUCCGCGCAGAUACUCAUCUCCUCCCGAUCUUUCGUAGCGAGACUGUGUUAUUCCAACAUCUGCCAGAGCUAGUAAAUCGCUACUUGGCACCCCCAGACCCGAUCAUACUGCACUACACGGUUAAUCCUGCCGUUCCUCCUGCUGAAAAACCGGGAGCAUGGGAUGUUGAUGUGAAGCUAGAGGACACAGUGCUGAAAAGCCGUAUGGCUCAAGCUGUUGCACAAAUGACAAAUGAAUCAGCGCGUGAUCUGGUCAAGCUCGACGAUGAGAUUGCAGUUCAUGUUCAGUCUCUAAACAACUCGCAUAUAAAACGCACUUUCAUGCGCUCGUUCGCGGAUGAUCCCCAGAACUUCAUUCAGACGUGGAUCGCGUCACAGUCGCGCGAUCUUGAAAGUGCGCUGGGCAGCGGGCCGAGCGAGGGCGCAACAGUAAGGCAAGAAGACCUUCGGCGUAGCGAGUACUUCCAGCUACCGUGGGUGGAGGAGGCAGUUGCCGUGCAAGAAGGUCUACGCCUCGCGGCGAAGGCGGGGAUGUGAAGUAGCAGAUGUGCUUUCGUGUUGUCAUACUGUACUUAAGUUAUCGAUCGUGUAAUGUGUAUUGAUGCUUCCAGAAAUGCACCGACGGAUGAUAGCCAAAGUGGUCGUUCUGCAUCU